AUGGGCGGCGAUGGCCAAGCACUCUCAAACAAGCGGCGGAUAUUAGAAAAGUCACGUGUGUUCCUCACCGCUGAUGAGCUGCGGAAAGGGGACAAUGGUGGAGGAGAAACGACGCGAAAAUUAAAGGAGGAAAAGGUUUUGCGGUGGUCGCAUUGUGGUCUGUCACUGGAGCCGCUGCAGCUUCCGGUUGUUUUUGAUCUUUAUGGACGCCUGUAUUCAAAGAAGGCGGUGUUGGAUAACAUAUUGGAGAAACGUUCACUCCAUAAGCAGAGCAGUAGCGAUUUGAACAGCGAUAUGAAAAUAUCGAAACUAUCUGAUGUGUGUGAGGUGUCGAACGUAGAGGAGGGGAAGGACAGAAAGGUGCUUAUUCGGUGCCCAGUAACAGGUUAUGACUCUGCCUCAGGUCUUCACCAAUUUCUUGGGUUUUGGUCUUGCGGGCACGUUGUGGCUUGCGCUGCGGUGAAUGAGUCUGUUGGGAAACCAGCUGCUGCAAAAAAGGAUUGCCCCGUGGAUGACGAUCCCGCAUCGGUUUGCCCGUUUUGUGGAGCAACCAGUUUCGCCGUCCACCUGAUUCUGGAUCAGGAAAGUGAUGAAGUUAAACAGUAUAGAAGACUUCGUUCCCUUCACCGAGUGUUUAGGAAGCGUGGGCGCUCAAACACGUGA
Molecule: messenger RNA, 663 nt
Organism: Trypanosoma brucei brucei TREU927
Lineage: Eukaryota; Euglenozoa; Kinetoplastea; Trypanosomatida; Trypanosomatidae
Exons: 1
Coding region: 1-663 (220 amino acids)
Biological process (GO): site-specific DNA replication termination at RTS1 barrier; mitotic DNA replication termination
Cellular component (GO): nucleus
Source: RefSeq, a predicted model, not a curated record